Molecule: messenger RNA, 903 nt
Organism: Dichomitus squalens LYAD-421 SS1
Lineage: Eukaryota; Fungi; Basidiomycota; Agaricomycetes; Polyporales; Polyporaceae
Exons: 3
Source: RefSeq, a predicted model, not a curated record
CUAUCGACGUGUCCCCUCACCAUUCAUGCUCUCCUUCACACUGCUGACAGCAUACGGGACAUCGGACCUGUGUGGGCUGCAUGGGCAUUUCCCAUGGAGCGGUAUUGCGGCUCGCUACAGCCUGCAAUUCGGAGCAGACGGUUCCCAUAUGCUUCGCUCAACCGGUACGUACUGGACAAGGCACGGCUCGAUCAUAUCAAGCUUCGUUAUGGCAGCACGCUCCGCACUCAUCUAACGCUUCAUGCCCCACUUGGAGUUCUACCAACAUCUGUUGAAGGAUAUACAUCACUUGUCCUACUCCCAUCUUCUCGUACCGUGGUCCUGGACCGUGGCACCCAAACCAAGAUCAUUGGUGCGUUGUGCACUCGCUUCACAACUGCAGCGCCCUCCAUCAUACGUCAAGCCCUGCCCACUGAAGUGGAGGAAUGGGCGAAGUUCCGCAUCCUGAAUGAUGGUGAUACCAUUCGUUCAGCGGCACUGGAUGCUGUGGCAGGGGACAGCCGUAAUGCAAGCUACGUGCGGUACGAGCUUUUCAUUGAUCUGCUUGCUAGACAGCGGAACGCUCCAUCUAUCUUUCGGCCACAAGUCUUCUACGGUGAACUGCAACACAUCUACCUCGUUAACCUAUCCCCGAUUCCAUCGUACAGUAUCAACACUGUGACCCCCAUCCUUCUGGCUGCGACAAAAACCUGCAACAUCGACCGCACCGAUAGCACCCUCGAUAUCCACUGGUACACCUCUCUUGGAGCUGUCGACUUUGUGGACCUCGAGACCAUCCAGGCUGUAGUUGGGAGGGUCAAAGAUUGGGGACACUUUGCAAUCAUAGACAGGAACACAGUUAAUCUGGUAAGUACUCAUUAUAUUGACGAGCCAGAGGGUCCGGAGGAGGUAGUGCCAAGGUGA